AAUGGAGCUAAACUAAACUAAAUUGAAAAACGAAAUCCCCAUGACAAACGCAAGAAACAGGAAAGCAAGAACCGGAAGAAACAGCCAAUAUACAGAACGAGCCAGCACACCGUUUUCUCAUACGGUUGGCCCCGGAAUUAGGCGCCUCGAUUGCUUGCUAGCCGCCGGAUUAAUCUUUCCCUAAGAUUGGUCGGAAGAAGAACAGCCCAAUCGCGGUUCAUCAGAAGUAACUCUUUUUUUUUUCCUUUUUUUUUUCCUUUCUUUUUCUUUUUAGUUCCUAGAUCGACAAGGCGAGUUGGUUGGGUACUUGGGUUGGUUUGCUUCAGGUGAAACUGCUGAGAGCAGAUUCUUGGAUUCCUUGACUUCAAAGUUUGCAUGUUGCAAGUGGAUUAUCUUCUGUUUCUGGGAUCUGCCCAUCUGGGGAAUUGCUCCUGCGUCAGCCUCUUAGAUUGAAGUCAGAGCAGGAGGCUUGGUUUUAGUUAUCCUGUUUAGAUAAUUUGUGUCACAUCUAAUAACAUGCAGGGGAUUGAAUCUCCCCACCCCCAAAAAAAGGUUGCUUCACAUGUAGGACCUGAUUUCCUUAUAUUACGUAGAAAUUCUUAGUUGAUUCACCUAUUUUUUAGGCUCAUUGAUUUUAAUUUUUUUCCCUACAUGACUAUUUGAUUCUCCCUCAGCGCUCAACCUGUAUAUAAGGUCGUACUCUGAAUUUUGUGACUGGGCUUGUGGAGCUUAUAUGAUGAAUAGCUUGUGCUCUUCUAAUAUCUGGGGUAUAUAAGAAGGUUCAAGUCCUUAUUUUCUUUUUCUCCUGGGCUAUCUUUGAUAGUAAGUCAAGUAGUUUUAAGAAUGCAUCUCACAGUGAGGGACAAGAUCUUGCUUCUAAUGCCACUAUAAUCUUUUUCAGUCAUGUUUACCAAACAUUUCUUGGCUCAUGUUGGCAACCUUGAAUGUUGGACACUAUGAACUCUGCCUUCAUUUAUUUGCUCAUCCAGAUUAUAGGACUCUGCCUUCAGCUUUUUUCUGUGUUCCUCAUCCAAUUUUUAUGCAUAGUGCUAUCUUGGUGUCUCAAUAACUGGCCUUGUUGUUAUGGUGUCAACAAACACCUAGUACAAUAUGUAGUCCAGAUAGCCUACUUUUAAUCUGAUUAGGCAUAACACCAUACAAAUAAGACUGUUGAUUUACUCUGAUGACUUUAUAUCCUUGGCAUUCUUCUGUCAAAUCAUGUAUUAUAAGGGUGAACUUUGUAUUCUACUUGUAUGUUUUACCUAGAAAUUCUUAUCCGUUUUCAUAUUCUUCUCUGUGUGCUAGUGCUUCUUUUGACUUUUAUUUAUGGUCCACCCUUUAUGUGCAUAUACAUUUCAGGCUCAGGUUUUAGUGGGAUAUGAUGAAGCUAAAAAGUAGACGACUGCUGUUCUACAAGGAUGUUGAGCCAGAAGACUGCCAUUCAGGCUCAGGUCAUCCACAUUUGACCGCUCAAGCCAAGUUUGCAGCCAUGAACAUGCAGACUGAAGAUGUCAAGACUCGUCGACCAGUUCAAGUCAAACGAAGUAGAUGGGUUCUUGGUGAUGUUACCGAGGUGUUGGAUCAUAAUUCUUGGAGACUUGGGAAGAUUACAGAAGUGCUGAAGAAUGACUGUUUUGUCAUCAGGCUAGCAGGUUGCAUCCAACCAAGAGAAUUCCACAUAUCUUGCUUGAGGAUUCCACAUGAUAGCAAGCAGUUGACUGUAGGAGACAGGGUCAUUGAACUGAAUAAACCAAUCCGAUUUGCUGACUGCUCCUCUCAUCACUCAAAAUUUGUGAUGGAACAGGACCAUCAAGCCUAUGAAGAGGUUGAUCACUAUGCUAAGAGGAAAGCAGCCAAUAUUUGUGCUUCCACUGGUGCUAGAGCUGUCAAGAGAAAACUAGAAGCAAGUAGGAUUCCACCUAAUGAUUUAGUUAGAAGAACAGGCAAGGAACGGAAAGUAGCUGCAUAUGAAUUUCGUCAGUUAACCAAGAAUGAGUUGCCUCUGAAGGUGUCUGCUAGGAAUGCCAUCGAUGGAGAUCACUUUCAUAGGUCUUUAAGUAGCAGAUACAAUGAUCUUACCAAGAACAUUUCUGAUAUAAAACCAGUUUGCAAAUUUCUUCCUUUGUCUGAGAAACCUUUGCGCGUCAGAGAAGAGAAUGAGUGCUCAGUGGCUAGUUGCAGCGCAAAUUAUUCAGAGUACAGUACCAGUGAUAACCAACAAUCAGUUGGAAUCGGCAAUAGUUUCCCUGAUGAUGUUAUGUCUGCAUGUCAAUCUGGGCAGGAGAUUAAGAACACCUAUGGCUCUGGUUUAUUUCUGAAUGUCCAUGAGCUGGAGCUGCAAGCAUACCAAUCCACUGUCAGAGCUUUCCAUGCUGCAGGACCCCUGACAUGGGAGCAAGAGUCACUACUGACAAACCUGCGCCUCUCGCUCAACAUCUCAAAUGAGGAGCACUUGCUUCAGUUGAGGCAUCUCUUAUCUAUUUGAAAAUUUUGAAAAACUAAUAUGCUAUUUUAUACUGUGGAAUACCUCCAACUCAUAGAGAUCUCCACAGCCUUGUAGCAUCCGUUUUCCACCUUGAUGGUGUUGUAUAUAAAGAAGAGUUCAGAGAAAUUCACCUAUAGUUGUACUCCACCAAAACUUUGUUGUUAGGAGUAAACGAGGCUUUUAAAUGUAAAGCUAUCGUCGAAACUUAUUAGUCAUGUUGAUAAUCAAGUUUGAAAUAUCAGUUUCUUCAAAGGAAGCUGAAGUAUCAAUUGUAUGAUUUCACUCAUUUUAUCUUUUCUUUGGUAUCAUUCUGUACAUUGGUGACUAUAAAUGAUUCACCAUCUAUAGUUCCUGCUUCAGAUA
Messenger RNA from Sorghum bicolor (sorghum), 2848 nucleotides. RefSeq lists its product as uncharacterized. NCBI's taxonomy places the organism in Eukaryota, Viridiplantae, Streptophyta, Magnoliopsida, Poales, Poaceae. The coding region runs from base 1379 to 2485 and encodes 368 amino acids. Gene Ontology annotation, biological process: defense response to fungus. The transcript is spliced from 4 exons. Gene Ontology annotation, cellular component: nucleus. The record is from RefSeq and is a predicted model, not a curated record.